Messenger RNA from Drosophila simulans, 940 nucleotides. RefSeq lists its product as uncharacterized. Bases 1 to 864 code for a protein of 287 amino acids. NCBI's taxonomy places the organism in Eukaryota, Metazoa, Arthropoda, Insecta, Diptera, Drosophilidae. Gene Ontology annotation, molecular function: acyltransferase activity, transferring groups other than amino-acyl groups. The record is from RefSeq and is a predicted model, not a curated record. The transcript is spliced from 4 exons.
AUGGGUACUCGAUUAGAAGUUAUUGGGCUGAAAGAUAUCCAGGAGUUCCAACAGCUCUACAAGCAAAGCUGGCCAAAAUAUUGCCAGGAGUACUACUGCCUUGAUAACUUUGUGGAAUUUCUGAAAAAACAACCCCACAUGAGGAACAUUAAGAUGUACACAUUGGAUACAAAACAAGCCAGAGAUGAAGGUCUUUUUGUCAUAGUGGAUCGCUAUCAACUAUUCGUAGGCUGCUUGAACAACACAAACGGCCUUGUUAGAAAAGCUCUGGAUUUGCUGGACUGGUCGACGGGUCUGAAAUGCAGUUCAAUACCCUCCAGACACAUUGGUGCCCUGGAUAGUCUGGUGGAGUCCAAGAAGUUGGAUCUGGUGUUCAGGGACUGCACGAAUUUGUUUUUUAUGAAAGCCGAGGACGCUCUCAAGCUGAGAGUCGAACCCCCGACUGGAUUUGUUUUAAAAUCGCUGAGCGUGGCAGAUGCUCCAUUGGUCAACGCGGAGUGGCCCAAUCAUCAUGAGGGAUCUUUGUUCUUCGUAGAAAGGCAGAUUCGCCUGUGCGUCAGUGUUGGAUUGUACCAGGAAGACACUCAGGAACUAGUUGCCUGGUGCAUUAGGUUACAAGGCGGCUACUUGGGCGCCCUGCAAGUGAAAGAUUCGCACAAGCGUCGUGGAUUUGGCAGUGUGGUGACGAGGGAAAUUGCAUACCGCCUAGCUGCCCAAGGUCACGAUGUAAUGGCCCUCGUGGGCCCCUCGAAUAAGCCUUCAUCGGGGAUGUUUAGCAAACUGGGCUUCCAGGUCAUCGAACAAUGCUUCUGGCUAAGAACGGAACCCACCGAGGGGCAGUUCACAUGGCCCGAGGGCGAGUAGUAGUUGGUGUUUAAAUGUCUGUAUUAAAAUAUUACGACUUUCGGUUGUAUAUGAAUACAAGUUUGGUAUAAAAAUA